ACAGGGAAGCGCACAUUUCAGCUGAGAUAACUCACAAUCUGCACUCGUUCGCUGGAGGCGCCCUUUUGGCCGGUACGGUACCUGCUGCUUUUGCUUCUCGGGGAGGGCUUGAAGCCGGCACGCUCGUACAUCGGGCCCGCCUUCUCUGGGGGACAAAGCGUGAAUCAUCCCCGCUAGCAGAGCUUAGUCAGGGCGGGUGGUAGAGAAAUCGCCGGAAAGACAAGCUUUUCUUUGGCCUCUCUCUGAAAUCUGGAAGUGAAGCUUGGGGAGGGAGGCGGAAGCGCGCUUUCCUCGCUUCUGGGAGCAAGAAACUCGGCCCCAGGCAGGCAGAUAGGGAGAAGGUCCUCCCUGAUCAACCCCGGACGGUCCUAGCCCGGGUUUCCACCCCCUCCCAGCGCGCGGCUGAUGUGCACGAAGAUGGAGCAGCCUUUCUAUCCUGAUUCCUUUCUCUCCGGCUACGGGCAGGACUACAAGACGUUGAAGUCGGGCAUGGCUCUGAACUUGUCGGCCGAGCCGUUCCGGGGCCUGAAGUCCCAGCUUCCUCACCACCUCCGCGGCCAAGAGGAUGGCCCCACCGGCUACUUUCCGGGCUCGCUUCAACAACAACAGGCCGAGACCGGGAGCUCCUCGCUCAAACUGGCUGCCCCGGAGCUGGAGCGCCUCAUCGUCCAGAACAGCAACGGUGUGAUCACCACCACUCCCACGCCACCGGGCCAGUACUACUACCCGCGGGGGGCCACCGAGGAGCAGGAGGGCUUCGCCGACGGCUUCGUUAAGGCGCUCGACGAUCUGCAUAAGAUGAACCACAUGCCGCCUCCCAAUGUCUCGAUCGGGGCGGUGGCGGCAGCGGCAGCGGCGGCAGCGGCUUCCUCGGCCAGCAGCGGCUAUGGUACUUCUCUCCCCCAAGAGCCGCCUCCCGUCUACACCAACCUGACCAGCUACAACCCCGCCGGCUCCCUGAGUAGCUCGUCCAACUACCCCAGUGCCAAUCUCAGCUAUAUGCCUCAGCCUCACGGCUUGGCCUUGCCUCACGCUGCGCGAGGCUUCAAAGAGGAGCCCCAGACUGUGCCGGAUGUGCAAAGCCCGCCUGUGUCUCCCAUCAACAUGGAAGAUCAGGAGCGCAUCAAGGUGGAGAGGAAGCGGCUGCGCAACCGCCUGGCCGCCACCAAGUGCAGGAAGAGGAAGCUUGAGCGCAUCGCUCGGCUGGAGGAGAAGGUGAAGACUUUGAAGAGCGAGAACGCGGGACUGUCCAAUACGGCCAGCGCGCUGAGGGACCAGGUAGCGCAGCUAAAGCAGAAAGUCAUGAACCACGUGAACAACGGCUGCCAGCUCCUCUUGACGGCCAAGAUGCAACAGUCCUUCUGAUUGGGGGGACGGCAAGGCGAUCCCUGCUGUCUCAAAGACCUGGAGGGGGUGGGGUGGGCGUGCUGAAAAGUGGGCUUGUAACGUAAAAGUUUACACGGAACUGGACUGACAAGCCGAGUUCCCAACUCUUCUGUUCUGAAGUCCUGUUUUCCAAGUUUAUACGCCUGUGACUCUCAGUCUGGUGGAUCCAGAACUCCGAUCUGUGCUGAGUGUGUAAGAGGUUUUUAUAUCUGUAUGUGUGAGUGAUUUUUUGUGUGAGUGUAUUUAAAAGCAAAAGCCUUUUUCUCUGCUGCAUCGCUGGCUGGUGCAGCGGAACUGGAGGUACUCUGGACAGAGCCAAAAACUGGCCUUCUGAUCUCUUCCUUGUGCCAGUAGAAAAGGAGAUGAUCACUUAAUUUAUAAUUGAAACAAAAGGGACCAGAACAGAGGUUGGCAGAGAAGGGAUGAAAUCUCAUCACCUCUCCUCCUCCGGAGAGCCCACUGCAUGGACAAAAGGGUCACUGUGGAGGGGGAAGAGGGUUGUUUACUACUUGUGCUCUUAAUUUCUUUUGAGUCCUCAAAUUCAGUUUUUUUUUUUUGCAAAAGAUUGUAUUUGUGUUUUUGACUUUUUAUUGAAGCUAUUUAAGUAAACAUGUUCUAACCUUUA
Molecule: messenger RNA, 2011 nt
Organism: Rhineura floridana
Lineage: Eukaryota; Metazoa; Chordata; Lepidosauria; Squamata; Rhineuridae
Gene: JUNB
Product: JunB proto-oncogene, AP-1 transcription factor subunit
Exons: 1
Coding region: 406-1365 (319 amino acids)
Biological process (GO): regulation of cell cycle; regulation of transcription by RNA polymerase II; regulation of cell population proliferation
Cellular component (GO): transcription regulator complex
Molecular function (GO): DNA-binding transcription factor activity, RNA polymerase II-specific; RNA polymerase II cis-regulatory region sequence-specific DNA binding; transcription factor binding
Source: RefSeq, a predicted model, not a curated record